GAAGUAGGUCUACAUAGUGCCUCUUCUUCGCCCAUAUUGGAUACAGGUGUUGUUUACAGUAUCAAUAAUAAAGCUAGAAAAUGACAUGUAGUAGCCUAGGCUGGAAUUAAUUAAGCCAACCUCGCCAGUGAGCUUAUCUUCGAGGUCAGCACUCAUACAAUGAUUAGCUAACUUCGGAUGUUUACAGAGGGGUGAAAGAGCACUUGUAAAUUUGUCCGAUGAACUCUCAAACUGGUGAAAGAGACUGGGUAUAUUCAACUGAAAUUGGAAAUACUUGCAUUAUCUGUAAUGGACCCAUUUGACGCCACCUCUCCGCGCAAGGUUCUGGAGCGAGUCUCUACUCUGCUGCGAUGCAGCCCGACAUCGAUUGAAGUAGCCACAUAUCUGGACAAUCACGACGAACUAAAGCACCUACGUGAACAGUUUCUAUUACCCAAAGUUGCAGAACUCCCUCCUUCUGACCUUACGCUGGUGGAUGGCACCAAGCAAUGCAUUUACUUUGUGGGGGAACUCACUUGGCCUCCAGCCCAAAAUGGCCAAGAAGUACAUCGACGAGGAGUUGGAUAAAUGGGCUAAAACGGGGGUUCAUGGCCAUGUACAAGGCUCUCGACCUUGGGCCUGGGCAGAAAACAAUAUAGAGGAACUCAUGGCUAAUGUGGUUGGGGCUAAAGCUGAGGAGGUUGCCUUGAUGAAUGGGUUAACAGUGAAUCUGCAUCUUCUGCUGCUGUCUUUUUACAAACCUACAGCAAAACGUCACAAAAUCCUUCUUGAGGACAAGGCUUUCCCCUCAGACCAUGUGAGUUAUUCCAAUGACACAGAGCUUGUUUUAAACCUACAGGGUGUUGGUGUAAUGACUGCAGGUUGUUGUGGAAUUACCACCAGACCCACCUGAAGUCAAUCUUAAAUG
Molecule: messenger RNA, 907 nt
Organism: Coregonus clupeaformis (lake whitefish)
Lineage: Eukaryota; Metazoa; Chordata; Actinopteri; Salmoniformes; Salmonidae
Product: kynureninase-like
Exons: 6
Coding region: 476-892 (138 amino acids)
Biological process (GO): NAD+ biosynthetic process
Cellular component (GO): cytoplasm
Molecular function (GO): kynureninase activity; pyridoxal phosphate binding
Source: RefSeq, a predicted model, not a curated record